AUGUUUAAUACUAAGCUUAAUAGUUCUACUCCUUUUUCUACUCCAGCGCCUGCACCAACAGGUAAUAAUACUUCAUUAUUUGCACAAAAACCCAAUGGAUUGUUUAACAAUGUCAAUAAUGCAACAUCAUUAGGUACUUCUACACCAAGUCCGUCUACCGGAUUAUUCGGGAACAAACCCACUACACAAUCUACUACUACUUUAGGUGGUGGAUUGUUUGGCAAUAGUACUACUUCUCAGAAUAAACCUGGUGGUCUUUUUGGCACAGCUACAUCUAACACUACCAUUACUAACACUCCAACUGGUGGAUUAUUUGGAAAUUCUGCUAUUGCCAACAAGAAUACUACGUUAGCACCACCUAGUGGUCUAUUUGGUAAUAGUACUUCUACUAAACAAAAUCCAGGUGGACUAUUUGGUUCUAAGCCUACAACCGCUACAGCAACUGGAACCACAACAGGUGGACUAUUUGGUAAUUCCUCUUUAUCAAAAACUAAUACAAUAGGUUCAACUACCGGUUCCUCCUUAUUUGGUAACUCUAGUACAAAUACUUUAAAUGGUAAUAAUUUAUCUGGAGGUGGUAAUAUUUUCAGUAAUAAGCCCACUUCUGUGAAUAGUUUAUUUGGUAAUUCUGCUACUUCUCAACCAGCAGCUCCACAACAACUUCAGUUAAAUCCCUAUGGUUUGAAUGUUAGUUGCAACACGACUGUAAAUAUAUCCAAUAUGCCAGCUCCAAUUGUAGAGACAGUAAAGAAAGUUUCUGAUGAAGAGAGUAGACCAGAAAAUACUAAAAAACCUAUUCUUACUAACAAGAGAUCUUUUUCAGCAACUUCAAAUAUUACUACUCCAAUAAAUAAUGCCUCUCAUUCUAGCUUAUUCCACAAUUUAAAUUCUAAAUUAAAUACCAUUAACAAUAUUAAAUCCACGAAAGGGAUAUUUUCCUCAUCUUGGAAUUCCACGGAGUACUUAAAAUCGAAUAAUUCAUUGAACCAAAGAGUUACGACUGUUAAAGAUAUUGCCAAGAUAACCAACAAAUAUAACAAUGUUCAAGAAAUGCGUAGAUUAAAAAUCGAUACUGAGAGAAGUGCAAUCAAAAAAAUGAAAUUAUUAUCUGGGACCCCCUUAAUCACUAAAUCAAACAGUCAAGAAAAGCCCCGUGAAACAAUUACCGAUAAUGUUGUGGAAUCGAAGGCAAAAGAUAAAGACCAAGUAGAAGCACAAUGUAGUAAUCUGGACACCAAAAAUAAUGAUGAAGGAAAAAGUGAUAAGACUUCAAAAUUAUCAGAAAAGGACAAUUUUAAUUCAAAUAACAUAGUUACUGAAAAUACGGAAUAUUGGUGUUCACCUUCAAUUGAAACAUUAUCUAAAAUGCCACCAACCAAAUUAAAGACUAUAUCAAAUUUCAUUAUUGGAAGAAAAGGCUUUGGUAAUAUAUCUUUUAAUUAUGCUGUUGACUUAUCUGCUUUUGUACCAAACCUAAAAGAAGAACUAUUUGGAAAAACAGUUACAUUUCAUUCAACCAAAACUGUUGAAGUUUAUCCAGACCAAAAUAACAAACCUGCUGUCGGAUACGGUUUAAAUGUUCCUGCUACUAUUUCCUUAGAAAAAAUAUAUCCUAUUGAUAAGAAGACAAAAAAACCAAUAACUGAUGUCUCUAAGACUGAUGAAAUACAAGUUUUGAUUACAAAAUUAAAAAACAUGAGAGACAUGGAAUUUGUGUCUUAUAAUCCAUUUGGUGGUAUUUGGACUUUCAAAGUAAACCAUUUUAGCAUAUGGGGACUUAUUAACGAAGAGGAUGCUGAAGUUGAUAAACAAGAAAUUGACACAUGUAGACAAAAUACUUGUAAUGACAUUUAUCCUACAAAUUAUGGAUCUGGUAAGCAACACAUGAAUUUUCAAAGCAUCAGCAAUAAAAACGAUGAAGAUUACUUGAUGGAAGAUUCAGAAUCUAUGUUGAAUGAAAAUAUCAUUCAAGUUAAACAAUAUGAACCAGAUAUAUCAGAACAAGAUUUUGAUGCUUUACAAGCUAACCCUGAUUUGAAUGUUUCUGAUAAUUGGGUGGAGCAAUUGAAAUUAGCAGGUUCAUGUGAUCACACUAUUUUUACAAAUGGAUCAGAGUUAAUGUCUAUCCAGGAUACAGUUAAAAAAGUCUUUGGUAAAUUUAAUAAAGAACACGACGCAUACAGACAAAUCACAAAGAACCAACGACUAGGUAGUACUUCAAAUUUUUCAUCUAUAUUAUUUAAUAAUAGCAUACUUAUUAAAAAUAGACACAGUAUUUCAGGUGUUUCCAUUUACACUCCCAAAUCAGAAUGUGGCAAUAAGUUUAAUAUUAAAAGAGAACUUUUUCAAAAACAUAUUGCAUCUUCCAUUGUAGCCAUAAGAAGCAGUUCUCAAUUACCAUAUAUUAAAGAGUUUGAUCUUAAAUUUAGUGAUAUAUUGCAAAUUGUACCACAAAAUGAUCCAAUGUAUAAUGUUUGGAAAUUAUGUUCAAUCUUAUUUGAUGGUAUUGAAUUGUCUUUUGAAGUAGAAAAUGAUACAGUCAAAGAAACUUUAUUAAAACAAAUGAGAUAUGAUCAAUUAUCAUCAUGGUUAAAGAAUAAUACUACACCUAUAUUACAUAACAAAGAUAUUGACAAAAGUGAUCCGCUUGAUUGCAUUUUCAUAGCCUUGUUAAAAAAUGAUAUCGUCGAGGCAACUAAAUUGGCUAUUUCAACAAAUAACAAACAUUUAGCUGUUUUAAUUUCCUAUCUAGGUUCUAAUGAUCCUCGAAUCCGUGAUCUAUCAAAAUUACAAUUAACAUCAUGGAAAGCUAAUGGCCAUUCUGUUAAUCCAAAAAUUAGAAAAGUUUAUCAGCUAUUAUCAGGAGAAUUAUUCAAUGACAAGUUACAAAUUACAAAUUUUAUUGAACAAUAUGGUUGGUUGCCAACAUUCUCUCUGGCUAUAUUUUAUGGUCAAGUUGAUGAAAUGAGUUUAGAAGAAUUAAUUGGAUGCAAUUUAUUUAUUAUUGAAAAAGCGGAUGAUAUACUAAUAUCUAAAAUAUUUGAAAUAUAUGCCCAAGUAGGUAACAUUGAUAAGUUAUUGGAACAAAUAUCAACUAAUACUGCAAAGAAUUCUAACAUCAAUAUUCAAUUUAUCUGGUAUCUAACUCAAAUUUUAAUAUUUCGAAAUCAUCGUAGUAUCUCCAAAUCAUUACAGGAUCAUAUUGGCUUAUCAUAUAUUGAUCAAUUAAAAUUGCUGGGAAGUGCAUUGCCCGCAUUAUAUGUAUCAUUAUUUAUAAAUGACAAUAAUAUAAUGCAACAAACCAGUCAGGAUAUCCUAGAUCAUAAUAUCUCUUUUAUUUGGAAAAAUCCCGAGGAAAGAAACAUGAUACUAGAAAAAUUAAAAUUACCAAAAAAGAAUGUUUAUGAAGCAUUAGCUUUAUACGAGAAAUACAACGGUAAUUACAUCAAGGAGAUAGAAUAUUUGAUUUUAGGUGGAUUAUUUGAAAACGCUGGUAAGUUAAUCUGUAGUGAAGUUGGUCCAAAGCUUCUUUUAUGCUAUAAUCAAGAUAAAGAUGCAGAAUAUUUGAAUAUUUUAAAAGACUUUUUAGAAAAAAUAUCACCAUCAAAGUACCAGAAAACUUCCCAAGAAUUAUCUAUAUUUUCCCAAUUCAUCGAGCUUGUAUCAAACAACAAAAAUAAGGAUUUUAAGAAAGAGCAUAUUACAUCUUUGCAAGAAAAUGUUAAUAAGUAUUAUGAAGAUAAUAAACAUAUUAAAAUUGUUCCAGCCUGCUGUAACAUUAUAAACAAAAGGCUACAGACUAUGCUUAAUGAAUAA
Arxiozyma heterogenica is the source of this 3816-nucleotide messenger RNA. It is a transcript of the gene NUP145, whose product is annotated as nucleocytoplasmic transporter NUP145. Gene Ontology annotation, biological process: protein import into nucleus; post-transcriptional tethering of RNA polymerase II gene DNA at nuclear periphery; RNA export from nucleus. Bases 1 to 3816 code for a protein of 1271 amino acids. Gene Ontology annotation, molecular function: RNA binding; structural constituent of nuclear pore. Gene Ontology annotation, cellular component: nuclear pore; nuclear pore cytoplasmic filaments. NCBI's taxonomy places the organism in Eukaryota, Fungi, Ascomycota, Saccharomycetes, Saccharomycetales, Saccharomycetaceae. The transcript has a single exon. The record is from RefSeq and is a predicted model, not a curated record.